Messenger RNA from Gaeumannomyces tritici R3-111a-1, 372 nucleotides. RefSeq lists its product as hypothetical. The record is from RefSeq and is a predicted model, not a curated record. Bases 1 to 372 code for a protein of 123 amino acids. The transcript has 3 exons. NCBI's taxonomy places the organism in Eukaryota, Fungi, Ascomycota, Sordariomycetes, Magnaporthales, Magnaporthaceae.
AUGCAGCCAACCUUGACGGCUCCCGAGCAGCUCUCCGGCGCUGGAACCGGUGGGCUGCUCCAUGUGGACAACACGGAGGCGCCCCGUGAGGUGAGGAGGGGUGUCGGCCCCGCAGAGGAAUCUUUCGACACCUUAACACCAGUGCUUGAGCAUAUCCCCAGCCCCAUUCUCCCGCACGUGCCCGGCGGCAUGACCAUUGUGGUGACCCCGUCCGGCUGCGGGCGUGGAGGGAUUAUGCUUCUCUUUUCGUCGUACGCAUCUCCUUUCCUGCUCAGUGCGGGAGGGUCGUGGGACUCCUCGAGGUACCCGGCCAACGAGGCCAUCUUUGACACGGUUGCCCGCAGCUCGGCCGUGCGUGGAGGAGGCGGAUGA